Molecule: messenger RNA, 1621 nt
Organism: Haliaeetus leucocephalus (bald eagle)
Lineage: Eukaryota; Metazoa; Chordata; Aves; Accipitriformes; Accipitridae
Gene: PODXL
Product: podocalyxin-like
Exons: 8
Coding region: 26-1621 (531 amino acids)
Biological process (GO): cell migration; negative regulation of cell-cell adhesion; positive regulation of cell-cell adhesion mediated by integrin
Cellular component (GO): apical plasma membrane; microvillus membrane
Source: RefSeq, a predicted model, not a curated record
AGGAAAAAUACCAUCCACCCCUACGAUGCCAUCUGCUACAGUUCAAGGGAUGAACUCCACAAGCAAGCCGGAAAACUCACCGCUCACCUCUGAGAGACCACACAGCACUGGUCAAAGCACCACCGCUUCAAGCAACCUGAGAAACACAUCACCCACCCCUGCAAUAUCACCUACCACAGUUCAAGAGACCAAACUUACAAGCAAACCAAGAAACCCAGUACCCACCCUCACGACAUCGCCUCAGCAGGUCAUCCCUUCAGCCAGCUCCAGACCCUCAACAACCAAACCUCCUGCAAUCUUCAGCACUGCCCAGCAGAAGACUAGCACUCCAGCAAGUUUGGGAAGCUUGGCAGCCACCACUCCUGGAAGUGCAGUCCUCACUCCUGCGAACAGCUCUGCAACCACCUCAGGAGGUUUAGGGACUGAUGCCACAUCCCAUUCCACCACGGAAGGUCCAACAAGCCAGCCUUCAGACCAGUCGAACAGCACGACCGCGAGCAGCGGCAUCCCAAAGAACAACCUUACCCCUGGGCUCAAGGACGAUGGUGUCUCUUCUCCCACAUUUGUCACCAAGCUGCCUCACUCUUCUUCCAGUUCUCCAGGCCAGGGACUGGCCUCUUCCACCAGACCUGGAAGCAUCAAUACUUCUGUUACGCCUUUUGAUGGAGCUGUGUCCCCCACCAGUACUAAAGCGUCUCUGCCUUCGUCACCUGGCAGCAUGGACAAGGUCUCAGAGGCAGCCACCACGUCAACUCCUGGAGCAGACCAGAAAAGCCAUGACGCCGGAUCUGCGUCAACCAAACCUGCAAGUACUGACCAAAGCCCUGCCAGUGCACAGCCAUCAGCCCCAGCCCUGGGGGACCAGACGGCGAGCAGCAGUCCUCACUACCAGCACCCUAACACUUCUUUCCAAAAUGAGGUCAUCUGUAAAGACGAGGUACAAAAUAAUUGGCCCACCAUGUAUCUGAAAGAAGCGAAAACCUGUGCUGAGUGGAGGACCGCCAGCAUCAACAUCUCCUUCUUCGAGAGCUUCUGCUCGACGGGCCAGCACGCUUUCAACGCCAGCAGGGAAACGUGCACGGUGAUGCUGACCUCCCGUGAGCCCCACUCCCAGCACUGGGCCGUGCGGGCGGUCUUGCACCUCCCUUUGGACCCCGAAAAAGUCCUCGAGGAGCUGCAGGAGAAGGAUAAGUUAGAGGAGCUGGGCAUCGCCAACAUCACCUAUGGCAAAAUGGAGAGGGAGAUGAUAAUCAACGAUGAGUUCAGCACACCCCUGAUCAUCACCAUCAUCACCCUGGCUGGCUCCCUGCUGCUGAUCGCGGCCAUCUACGGCUGCUGCCACCAACGCUUUUCCCAAAAGAAGGACCAGCACAUCCACCCUGAUCUCCCCGGGUUUGAUGAUGGACAUGUGGCCCUGAUCUUUAACCAGCGCCUGACCGAGGAGCUGCAGACGAUGGAGAACGGCUACCACGAUAAUCCCACGCUGGAGGUGAUGGAGACCUCCUCUGAAAUGCAGGAAAAGAAAGUGAACCUCAACGGCGAGCUGGGGGACAGCUGGAUCGUUCCUCUCGACACCCUCAUGAAGGAGGACCUGGAGGAAGAGGAGGACACACAUUUAUAG